ACCAGUGCAGCAGCAGCUGCUGCUGCUGAUAAUGAAGCAGCAGCAGCAGCAGCAGGAGACCAAGGGCCGCUGAAGCGAACGGCCUUUGAUGCCAAACUCAACGCAGCGAAAAACAAGCAGCUAAGGCUGGGCCAGCUGCUGCCGCAGCGCGUCCUCAGACGAACUGCAGCACGUGCUGCUGCUGCUGCUGCUGCUGCUGCUGGAGGGGGUAGGGGGCUCCCCCUGAGGGGCCCCUUAGCGCAUCUGCGGCUGUGGCAGCAGCAGCAGCAGCAGCUCGAGGUCCACGUACACCCCAACGCCCUGCAGUUCCUCAGGAGCCGCGGGACUGACCCAACCAGCAGCAGCAGCAGCAGCAGCAGCAACAGCAGCAGCAGCAACAGCAGCAGCAGCAGCGUACGUGUGAGGGGGUAUCUGCGCUGGUUCGACCCCAAUUUGACUGUGCUGCUGCAGCCCGCGGAGCUGCUAGAAGAUGGCCCCCAGCAGCAGCAGCAGCAACAGCAGCAGCAGCAGCAGCGGCAGGCUCUAGAUGGCAGUCUCUAG
This is a messenger RNA of Eimeria tenella, 540 nucleotides long. RefSeq lists its product as uncharacterized. The annotation marks the transcript as partial. NCBI's taxonomy places the organism in Eukaryota, Apicomplexa, Conoidasida, Eucoccidiorida, Eimeriidae. The record is from RefSeq and is a predicted model, not a curated record. The transcript has 3 exons.